AUGGGUCCAUCCCCCAGCAGCAGCAGCAGCAGCAGCAGCAGCAGCAGCAGCAGCAGCAGCAGCAGCAGUAGCAGCAGCAGCAGCAGCAGCAGCAGCAGCAGCAGCAGCAGCAGCAGCAGCAGCAAGCAGCAGCAGCAGCAGCAGCAGCAGCAGCAGCAGCAGCAGCAGCAGCAGCAGCAGCAGCAGCUAGCAGCAGCAGCAGCAGCAGCAGCAGCAGCAGCAGUAGCAGCAGCAGCAGCAGCAGCAGCAGCAGCAGCAGCAGCAGCAGCCGCAGCAGCAGCAGCAGCAGCAGCAGCAAGCGGGAAUCAUCAGCGGCAAUGA
This is a messenger RNA of Closterium sp. Naga37s-1, 321 nucleotides long. NCBI's taxonomy places the organism in Eukaryota, Viridiplantae, Streptophyta, Zygnematophyceae, Desmidiales, Closteriaceae. The record is from the annotation of a GenBank genome assembly.